AUGGUCUCAUUACAAACACAGCCGUCCGGCCUCAGCGGCCACGGCAAGCUCACCAAGUCGCGCAGCCGCAUCGUCGUCAAGCCCAUCCUCAAGAGACUGCACCACGUCCACUCACACCACUCGGAGCGCAACUCACUGGACCUCAACCGCGGCUGGGACGACCAGCCCGUGGCCACCACGCCCGACGUCGAGUACGGCUCCUUCGACUUUGGAUCGCGCGACCUGGACGACCUGACCACCGAGAACCGACGAAACACCUACGGCUCCUACACAGCCGCACCAGCCGGCGGCGCAAAGGCAAAGGCAAAGCUGUCGCUCUCGCGCGACGUCAGCUUCAGCGGCGAGCUGGUCAGCCCGCCUGGCCUGGGCCGCGCAAACACCUUCUCGGGCUCACAUACACGCACAACCAGCGGCGGCGCCUCCAGCAAGCCCACGGCCAACCGCGUCGGCUCCUUUGUCCACCCCUUCCAGCAGAUGCCCCGGACGUCGACGCCGCCGCUGCACUCGUACGCCAACUCGGUGUCGUCGCUCGACGGCGGCCUGCCGCAGCAGCGCGACCUGACCGGCGCCAUUGCCGAGAGCGACGGCGACGAGGACCACCGCCAGCUGGACGCCGAUGAGCCGCUGGCUUCCCCUGCCUCGCUGUCCUUUGGCCAGACCGAGCCCGUCUCGCCCGCUGCCACCGCCACCAAGAAGCUCUCGUACUCGUCCAGCCUGCGCUCCAACUCGCCCAGCUCCAAGCCCGCGGACCGCCCGUCGCUCUCUGGCAGCCAGCGCAGCAGCUCAGAUGGCCCGUCCUCGGUCAAGAUCAGCACCACGCGCUCCAACUCGGGCCCUUCUGUGCAACGUCUCGCAAGCGCUGUGAAUCAGUCCGCAAACGACGCCUCCUCAUCCGCCGCCGCCGCCGCCGCCGCCGUGCCUCUGCUCAUCUCCACUACCCAGCAGAAGUCGGCCUCCAAUCCCAUCACCUCCACAUCGCCCAUCUCCCCCUUCCGCACCUCCCUCGACAUGAACGGCUUCCGCCUCCGCUCGCGCAGCGAGAUGGACACCGUCAGCCGCCAGGAGCAGGUCCGCGAGGCCCGCCGCAAGUUCGAGGCCAAGGAGCGAGAAAAGGAAGAAAAGUACGCCCGGGAGCAGAUCCGCAAGCGGGAGCGCGCCGACGCAAAGGAGGCGCAAAAGACGGAGCGCGCGCAGGCUUCGAAGCGAAAAACCAGCUUUGGACACACCAGCACGCUUUCCAGCGCCAGGAACUCGUCCAGCGUCCGCGAGAAGAACGAGUCGGAGCCCCUCAAUGGUGGUGACCGUGCCGCGGACGAGCAAUUCCAGGCCCCCUCGCGGAGUAAGACGGCUAAACGCAGGACAAACAGCCUGUGGACGGCCUUUAUUCUUUGGCUGCGAACCCGCCUUCUUAAGCUGGCCAGGCGAUCAUAG
Molecule: messenger RNA, 1431 nt
Organism: Trichoderma gamsii
Lineage: Eukaryota; Fungi; Ascomycota; Sordariomycetes; Hypocreales; Hypocreaceae
Exons: 1
Coding region: 1-1431 (476 amino acids)
Source: RefSeq, a predicted model, not a curated record